Molecule: messenger RNA, 1434 nt
Organism: Erigeron canadensis
Lineage: Eukaryota; Viridiplantae; Streptophyta; Magnoliopsida; Asterales; Asteraceae
Product: acyltransferase Pun1-like
Exons: 1
Coding region: 7-1317 (436 amino acids)
Source: RefSeq, a predicted model, not a curated record
GUAAAGAUGACUAUCAUAGUUUCAUAUGAAAUCAUUAAACCAUCUUCUCCAACAUCUUCUCAUCUCAAAACUUACAAUCUUUCAUUGCUUGAUCAAAUCAGCAUGGACGAAUUCUUACCCAUGGUCAUGUUCUAUCCAAACACCACCCAAAUUUCUCGCGAUAUAAUGACGAACGAUCUAAAGAACUCGUUAUCUCAAACGUUAACAAAGUACUUCCCUUUUGCCGGCAGGCUUGCAAAAACCGCACCAGCCUACAUCGAUUGCAAUGAUGCUGGUGCAGAGUUUUUUGAAGCAUCCAUUGAUAACACACUUUUAGACUUCCUCCAAAAAUCACAACAUGAAGAUUUCGACCAGCUCUUUCCAUACGAACGUGUAUGGUACGAGUCAAACAAUAAAAGUCAUGAUCAAAGUAGCGACCAUAUGAUCCCACUAGCGGUUCAAGUCAACCAUUUCAAAUGCGGAGGAGUGGCAGUUGCAGCCUCGUUGUCUCAUAAAAUAGCUGAUGGAACCAGUUUGAUUCAUUUUUUAAACGAUUGGGGUCAAACGACACGAUUUUGCUUAAAAGGAAACAUAAAUAAUAAUACUGAAACUCCAAUUGAACCCGAGUUUUUUUCUUACCCAAAUGUAAACUUAAAUUUCAAUGGGUUUUCACUUGAUGGGCCAAAAGAUUGUGUCACUAGGAGUUUCGUAUUCCCCAACUCGAAAAUAAACGAACUUAAAAAGAAAGUCAUGGACAUGGCAGCUGAAUCCGGACAGCCCAUUACGAACCUGACCCGUGUAGAAGUUUUAAAUUGGCUACUAUACAAGUCGGCUGUCGUAGCGGCUAACUCCGGGUUUUUUAAGCCGGCUGCGGUAGGCCAUGUUAUAAACAUAAGAGACAAAAUGGUGGAGCAAGUGCCGAAAAGGAGAAUAGGAAAUCUUUACAUGAUAAUGAAGAUUUUAGCAAACAACGAAAACGAAAUGAAGCCAGAGGUGUUCAUCAAUGAACUCCAGAAGCAAAAGAUGAAAUUCCGUGCUUUAAAAAACAUCCAAGAAGCGUUUGGUCUUGUCGAUAUAUCUUCUUGGGAAAUUGUUAGAAAAGAUCAAGAGUUUAUUGACAAUGCGUAUAUUUGUACGAGUUUAUGCAGGUAUCCGACAUAUGAGAUUGAUUUCGGGUGGGGAAAGCCAUUGAAAACAACGUUUGGAGGAAAUCUAAGGAAGAAUACUUUUUUAUUAUUGGAUGCUCCGGAUGGAGAUGGGAUUGAAGCACUUGUGUGUUUGGGAAAGCAAGACAUGAACAUUCUCCAGAAUGACCCUCACCUCCUUGCUUUCUGUUAAUUUCGGGUAUGGGUUAAAUAAUAAUGGUAUUAGCAAAUGUUAUAAAAUAGCAUAACUUUAUGGUCUGUUUCAGAUCAAGUACUGACGCCUAUAUAUAUAUGAUUCCAUUAUAGUCAA